Pyrenophora tritici-repentis Pt-1C-BFP is the source of this 1339-nucleotide messenger RNA. Its product is annotated as saccharopine dehydrogenase. Gene Ontology annotation, cellular component: plasma membrane; lipid droplet; mitochondrion. The record is from RefSeq and is a predicted model, not a curated record. NCBI's taxonomy places the organism in Eukaryota, Fungi, Ascomycota, Dothideomycetes, Pleosporales, Pleosporaceae. Gene Ontology annotation, biological process: glycolipid biosynthetic process.
AUGGCUCAGCAAGACCGCCAAUACGAGCUGAUCCUCUUGGGUGCCACGGGUUACACUGGGGCUCUCGUCGCAGAGUGGGUAACCACACAUCUCCCGGACGACCUUCAGUGGGCCGUCGCUGGACGCAAUGCAAAGAAACUACAGAGUGUCGUCGACAACUUGAGCAAACUGAGGCCAGAUCGCAAGCAGCCAGCCAUUGAGACAUGCGAGCUCGAGCAAUCGCAACUAGAAACGCUCGUGAAGAAGACCAAGCUCAUCAUCACAACCGUGGGCCCCUUUAUGCACUAUGGCGAGCCCGUACUCGCCGCCUGUGUCAACAACGGCACGCAUUACCUCGACUCAACGGGCGAGGUACCCUGGAUCUACGACAUGAUUGCAAAGUAUGACGAACUUGCCAAGAAGAACAAGACCAUCAUCAUCCCAGAAUGCGGUUUGGACUCCGUUCCCGCAGACAUUAUGGCGUACGUCCUCGCACGCCAAGUGCGCAAGCGCUACAACGCCCCCUGCGAACGCGCCAUCCUGACACUCUACGACUUCAAGUCUGGAAUCAGCGGUGGCACUUCCCUUACCAUGCUUGAGCUGUUCAAAAAGUACCCUCUGAGCCAUCUCGCAAAGUCGAUGCACCCGUAUUCGCUAUCGCCCGUCAAGGCGGACCAGGUGGUCGGCUCGCCACCAGCCAGCUUCCCGUACAACCUGUUCGGACUGCUAAGCAUCCCAGAACUAGGUGGUAUUCAAACCACGGGUCUCAUGGCCAGCGUUGAUGUAUGCAUUGCUCACCGCUCAUGGGGUCUAUACCAGACCUCUUCCGACGAAACGCAGCAAUACGGCCCCAAGUUCCGCUUCAACGAGUUCGCGCGCGCACCUAGUUUCUUCAUGGGUCUUGCGCAAAAGGCUGUUCUUACUGCCGUUGCGAUUGUUCUCGCGAUUCCUGCCAUACGCUGGAUCCUAGAGCCGCUCCUCAAGAAGGUUAUCCCGAGCCCUGGCUCAGGACCCUCAAAGGAGAGCAUGAAGGAUGACUUUAUGCACUACCGCGGUGUGGGCUCUACCGCGCAGGGAAAGAAGGUUAUCGCGCACCUGGAGGUUGCGCACGGUGGUUACGUGGCGACGGCUAUGACGCUCAGUGCUGCUGCCAGGGUUAUCUUGAGGGGCAGACUUGAGGACACUGAGGCUGGUAGGCUUGGUGGUGGCAUCCUCACGCCUGCGACGUUGGGAGAUGUGUACAUAGAGACUCUCAAUGAGUUUGGAAUGAAGAUUAGGGUUGAUGAGUAGGUGUCUUUGGAAUAGAUCGUAAGCUUUGUACGACCUCGCAUGGUCGAAUUAGAUACACAACUACGCCAUA